AGAACGCACGAAUAGCGCCAGUUCGCAUGCGCCCUCUUCUGUUGACCGGUUUGCCUUGUGGCAUCGGGCUAUGCACGCUGUCCUAAAUCUGCCUUCGGUAGUUCGUGUCAGGGUGGAGGCUGAAGCUUUGCGCAUUCGCAAUAUGAAGGAUGCUGCCCCAAGGCGAUUGUGUACGACAGACCCCAUUACAUACUGAUUAUUGCCGGAACCCUCGCACGUAGGUGCAACUACCAUACUGUACAGUGCUGCCACCGCUAUCGCUACAAUGGGCCUCCGUAAUUGGAUCAUGCGUCCUAUGAAAGGCCACCAUGUUGGGGUGGAGGAUCUGACAGCAGGCGGGAGCGGUAUACCCGAGAUAAGGCGUCGACGGUGGACUCUCGCGACGAUUGAUUCAGCGCCCUUUCAGGUCUGGGUAGUAGUAGUAGCUGGGAUCGGCUUCUUAACAGAUUCGUUCGGCCUUUUUGCCUUGAAUGUCGUUACUCCUAUGCUCGGUUAUGUCUACUGGCCUAACCACAACGAAGGCGGUAUACCCUCGGUGCCGUCCUCUGUCAAGACAGCCAUGAUGUGUUCCACAUUAGCGGGUACAAUGGUCGGCCAGAUAGGAUUCGGCUUCGCAGCAGAUAUUUUGGGCCGACGAAAGAUGUAUGGAUUGGAGCUGGUGAUCGUCAUCGUUGGCACAAUGCUGCUGCUCAUGAGUUCAAACGGAGAGAAGAACAGCAUGGCAAUUGGAGGAUGGCUGGUCACCUGGCGGGCGAUCAUGGGGAUCGGUAUCGGGGCGGACUAUCCUUUGAGUGCUGUCAUUACUGCCGAGUUCGCACCUCGCAAACAUCGUGCGCGAAUGCUAAGCUGGGUUUUCUUCGCCCAACCUGUUGGACAGCUGCUCGCCAAUGUUUUGUCGCUUGCUGCAGUGGAGUCGUACAAGCCAUGGAUCAAAGAGAACACGCAGUCUUGUCGGCCUGCCGACUUGGAGUGCUUCCGAGCUAUCGAUCGACUUUGGAGGCUUGUAGUUGGGAUCGGCAUCGUGCCGGCUCUCAUCGCUCUGCUUUUUCGAUUUACGAUACCAGAGAGCCCGAGGUAUACGCUGGACAUCUUGCAAAACACAAAAAGUACCCUCGAAGACACGGCGAACUACUUUGGUGCGCCCGGAACAGAUCCCGAACAUGGCGAGAGGGAACUGCUAAAUUUGGCUGCAACACAGGAAGUUCCGAGGCCUGUAUCGAGGCAAUCGACCAACGAUUCGGUGAUUGAACCCGACGAGGAGAUUGAGAGCGACAGUGACUCCGGACACCGACUUAGUGACGUACGUCUUCGUCCCGCCGCAGCGUCUCAUGUCCAGCUUCCUCCAGGCGACCCGGAUUUUGUUCCUCCACUCGCCUCGUGGGCCGACGCAAAACAAUUCUUUAUAGCAGAGAAGAACUGGCAGUACCUUCUAGGAACGUCGUUGGCUUGGCUGUUUCUCGAUUUCGCAUUCUAUGGACUGGGCCUCUCUUCACCAGAAAUUGUCAGCCACAUCUGGCAGGGAAACAACGACAGCAAAUCUUCCGUCUAUCAGACGUUGAGUGACAACAGCAAACACACCCUGGUGAUGGUUUCCAUAGGGACAGUUGUCGGCGGCCUGCUGAUGAUCAAGAUUGUCAAGUAUGUGUCGCCAAAAGUGAUUCAGUUCUGGGGGUUCUUGGUUCUAUUCGUUCUCUUCAUCGUAACCGGAAGUGCCUGGACCAACCUACUCGAUAGCAGUCGCUCAGGACUCAUCGUACUUUACGUACUCAGCCACAUUGCCUUCAACCUGGGACCGAAUGUAACGACUUUCAUUAUCCCUGCCGAGAUAUUCCCUACGAGGUACCGGUGUACCUGCCACGGCAUAGCUGCGGCUAGUGGCAAACUCGGGUCUUGGGUGGUGCAAGUCUUUCUAGCAUAUGCAUUUCAAUCCGACAAAUCUGAACCCACGAAUGAUUUUGAAUGGGAACGCCAGAACUUCGGACAUAUCCUGCAAGUAAUGAGCGCUUUCAUGGUAGCAGGUGCCGUAACAACAUAUUUCUUGGUUCCAGAGACAAGAGACCACGAUAACAAGAGUCGGACACUGGAGGUUUUGGCGUGUGGCAAGAAGGUUAUCGAUGAGCUGAACCGCCAGCGGAAGAAGGAAGAUGAAGACGACUGAGACAGAUUGCACCAGACUGAAUUUGAUGAAGUUAGGGAAGAUACGGUCAUGGGUUGGAUGAAGCAAUGGAUAAGCUGAGUAGCGUAGUCAGUUGAAUGUUGAUGAUGCAGUACCCAGCCACCCGGCCCCACAUCCAUGGUCAAUGACGCAGGCGGCACGUUUGGCGCUAAUCUCGUCCGGCGCUACGCAGCUUCUUCUGACCUUCACGUGCUGCUAUCUCGAGCACUCAUCAUUACGAAGCCUGGGCCCCGAAGA
Messenger RNA from Alternaria rosae, 2413 nucleotides. RefSeq names its product major facilitator superfamily domain-containing protein. NCBI's taxonomy places the organism in Eukaryota, Fungi, Ascomycota, Dothideomycetes, Pleosporales, Pleosporaceae. Bases 266 to 2158 code for a protein of 630 amino acids. Gene Ontology annotation, biological process: transmembrane transport. Gene Ontology annotation, cellular component: membrane. Gene Ontology annotation, molecular function: transmembrane transporter activity. The record is from RefSeq and is a predicted model, not a curated record. The transcript has 7 exons.